Molecule: messenger RNA, 971 nt
Organism: Spea bombifrons (plains spadefoot toad)
Lineage: Eukaryota; Metazoa; Chordata; Amphibia; Anura; Pelobatidae
Gene: RPA3
Product: replication protein A3
Exons: 4
Coding region: 113-460 (115 amino acids)
Biological process (GO): nucleotide-excision repair; mismatch repair; base-excision repair
Cellular component (GO): site of double-strand break; DNA replication factor A complex; nucleus
Molecular function (GO): damaged DNA binding; single-stranded DNA binding
Source: RefSeq, a predicted model, not a curated record
CGUGUGUGAUUGGCUGGUGUUUUUUUGUGGCGCGUCGAGGGAAAUACGGAGUUCCCGCCAGAUAUCCAGAGCGUGAGAGAGCUGCGCCGUCUAUCAAGUGGGUGAAGUCGCCAUGGCCGAUAUAUACGAAGCGCCCCGGGUCCGGAUUAAUACCAGCAUGCUAGCCCAGUAUAUGGGCAGGCCCGUGUGCUUCGUGGGGCGAGUAGAGAAGGUUCACCCCUCCGGAGCAUCCUUUGUAUUGUCAGAUGGAGCUGGUAAAAAUGUGACCGUUGAGCUUUCUGAACCAUUGGAUGAAGAACUUUCAGGAGUUGUUGAAGUUGUCGGCAAGGUUACUCCAAAAGCAACAAUAAUGGGUGUCUCCUAUGUCCCAUUCCGAGAAGACGGAAACUCUUUUGAUCUGGCACUCUAUGAUGAAGCUCUGAAAAUAAUUCAUGAAUUUUCCCAAUUCUACCCGUUUUGAAGGAUUUGAGCAGUGUCUAGUCUAAAAACGAACAAAAAAAACACCUUAUAGCAUCACAUGGAAUAAUGUGACAUUCAAAGUUGUUGGCCAGGCUUUCAGCUCGAUCAUAACAAAGGGCUGGUUACAUAACAGGUCUGUACUCUGGUUCAUCUGUGUCGUUAAUGAAAUGCAUAUCGCGCUGCAGGUUUUGUAAGAUCCCUGUCCCUAUUUUAUUUCCUGCUAUUAGUUUCUGGAAGCUGUUUCAGAGAUGCACUUAAUUGUUCCAAAUAACUUAAUCUAGCGUGUCAGCUAUAACUAUGUAUUGAGAACUGUUAUGAAUAGUUAAAAGUAGAGAUGCUGUACAAAUGUGUGAAUUUGUUCAGCCCUUACCUAUAUGAUGAAAAAGCAUUUUUCUUCAUGUGCAGCGUAAGAUGCACUGUAUAUUUUCACUAUCUCAAGUACUUCUGCUUAGUUCUGAUUUUGAGUUUUCUCAAUAAAAUAAUUUUGUAAAUGUGUUACAGUAACAUGUUAA